This is a messenger RNA of Octodon degus (degu), 1759 nucleotides long. Its product is annotated as aromatase. NCBI's taxonomy places the organism in Eukaryota, Metazoa, Chordata, Mammalia, Rodentia, Octodontidae. Gene Ontology annotation, molecular function: monooxygenase activity; oxidoreductase activity, acting on paired donors, with incorporation or reduction of molecular oxygen; iron ion binding. The record is from RefSeq and is a predicted model, not a curated record. The transcript is spliced from 9 exons. Bases 1 to 1512 code for a protein of 503 amino acids.
AUGGUUCUGGAAAUGCUGAACCAAAUGCACUCUAACAUCACCAGCAUGAUGCCCGAAGUCAUGCCCAUGGCUGCCAUGCCAAUCCUGCUGCUUGUGGGCUUCCUCCUUUUGAUGUGGAACUGUGAGAGCACAGCCUCAAUUCCAGGUCCUGGCUACUGUCUGGGAAUUGGGCCGCUCAUUUCCCAUGGCAGAUUCCUGUGGAUGGGGAUUGGCAAUGCCUGCAACUACUACAACAAGACAUACGGAGAAUUCAUGAGAGUCUGGAUAAAUGGAGAGGAAACACUUAUUAUCAGCAAGUCCUCAAGUAUGUUCCAUGUAAUGAAACACAGUCACUAUAUUUCCCGAUUUGGCAGCAAGCCUGGGCUACAAUGCAUUGGGAUGCACGAGAAUGGCAUCAUAUUUAACAAUAACCCAGACAUCUGGAAAGCUGUUCGACCUUUCUUUAUGAAAGCUCUGACAGGCCCUGGUCUUGUUCGCAUGGUAGCAGUCUGUGCUCAGUCCAUCAUAAGGCACCUGGACAGGAUGGAGGAGGUCACCAGUACAUCAGGCAAUGUGGACGUGCUGACCCUUAUGCGGCGCACCAUGCUGGACACCUCCAACGUGCUCUUCCUGGGGAUCCCCUUGGACGAAAUUUCCAUCGUGAGGAAAAUCCAGGGUUAUUUUGAUGCAUGGCAAGCUCUCAUUAUCAAACCAAACAUCUUCUUUAAGAUUUCUUGGCUCUACAAAAAGUAUGAAAAGCCUGUGAAGGAUUUGAAAGAUGCCAUAGAUAAUUUGGUAGAAGAAAAAAGACACAAGGUUUGCACAGCAGAGAAACUGGAAGAGUGUAUGGAUUUUGCCACUGAGUUGAUUUUUGCUGAGAAACGUGGAGAACUCACAAGAGAGAAUGUGAACCAGUGCAUACUGGAAAUGCUCAUUGCAGCGCCUGACACCAUGUCUGUCUCGGUGUACUUCAUGCUGUUUCUCAUAGCAGAGCACCCUAAGGUUGAAGAGGCCAUCAUGAAGGAAAUCCAGACAGUCAUUGGUGAAAGAGACAUAGAAAUUGAUGAUAUACAGAAAUUAAAAGUGCUAGAAAACUUCAUCUAUGAGAGCAUGCGCUACCAGCCUGUGGUGGAUUUGGUCAUGCGCAAAGCCUUAGAAGAUGAUGUCAUUGAUGGCUACACAGUGAAAAAGGGAACUAACAUUAUCCUGAAUAUUGGAAGAAUGCAUAGACUGGAGUUUUUCCCUAAGCCCAAUGAAUUUACUCUAGAAAACUUUGAGAAGAAUGUUCCUUACAGGUAUUUUCAGCCGUUUGGCUUUGGGCCCCGUAGCUGUGCAGGGAAAUACAUUGCCAUGGUGAUGAUGAAAGUCAUCCUGGUGACCCUUCUGAGACGAUUCCAUGUGAAGACACUGCAAGGAAGGUGUGUGGAAAACAUACAGAAAACGAGCAACCUGUCCACACACCCAAAUGAGACAGUUGACCUGCCAAAAAUGAUUUUAAUCCCAAGAAAUUCAGAAAAGUGUCUCAAACACUGAAGAGGACUGGUCAGCACCUAAUCUGGAGCAUUUCUCAUUAGCAUGUCACACAGAAUCAUCACUGUUUAGGUAGUGUCAUCCUCACAGUGAACACUCGAGGCCCAAGAUGUUACACGAGCCUAGCACCGACUCACGUCAGCAUGACGGCAACUAUCAGACUUCUACUCUUCUCCAAACCAGAGAACCCAAGUGCAAGAGAAGCGCUUGUAGAAGCAGUCAGUGAAAUGCUGCAGCACUGAAUGAACAU